AUAACGUCACUGUCCAUUUUUACGGCCGGCGAUUUGGUUGAUGACUCAGCAUUAACAAAUCACCAGCCAUCUUUAACAUAUUUAAGAUAACAUAUUAUAUUAGUAUAUCAGUUUUAUAAUUCAGCGCCAUUUGAGUACAAUUCUGAAAAAGCUGCAUUUCCGAAUUACUUUUAUCUCGUAUUUUUGCUAUUCUCCGGACUCUAUUUUUCAUAAUUUUUGAAGAAAUGACAGCGACGGCGCGUAGAGGAAUUCAUUUCCUGCAGAGCUUAAAAGCGACGAAAAUACCGGCGGAGGUGAUAGAAGAAGGGCAAAAGCGUGUAAUCGACGCUUCUCUUACUCUUAUUCGCGAGAGAGCAAAGCUUAAGGGUGAGCUAGUGCGUGCUUUAGGAGGUGCUGUAGCUUCGUCGUCGCUUAUCGGAGUACCGUUAGGGCAUAAUUCGUCGUUUCUUCAAGGCCCUGCUUUUGCUCCUCCGAGAAUUAGAGAGGCAAUUUGGUGUGGCAGUACUAAUUCAACUACUGAAGAAGGGAAAGAAUUAAAUGACCCAAGGGUUUUAACUGAUGUUGGUGAUGUCCCUGUCCAAGAAAUUCGAGAUUGUGGUGUAGAUGACGACAGGUUAAUGAAUGUCAUUAGCGAGUCUGUCAAGCUGGUCAUGGAAGAGGAACCAUUACGUCCAUUAGUUUUAGGCGGUGAUCAUUCAAUAUCUUAUCCUGUGGUAAGAGCUGUUUCUGAGAAGCUUGGCGGACCUGUGGAUAUUCUUCAUCUGGACGCUCAUCCUGAUAUCUAUCAUGCCUUUGAAGGAAAUAAAUAUUCCCAUGCCUCUUCAUUUGCCCGGAUAAUGGAAGGUGGUUAUGCACGGCGGCUCCUGCAAGUGGGAAUCAGAUCAAUAAACAAAGAAGGCCGAGAACAGGGAAAAAAGUAUGGAGUGGAGCAACAUGAAAUGCGAACCUUCUCAAGAGAUCGGCAGUUUCUAGAAAAUCUGAAAUUAGGAGAAGGUGUGAAGGGAGUGUAUAUCUCAAUAGACGUGGAUUGUCUUGACCCCGCCUUUGCUCCGGGCGUGUCUCACAUUGAGCCAGGGGGUCUUUCUUUUCGUGAUGUUCUCAACAUCCUCCACAACCUUGAAGCGGAUGUUGUUGCAGCAGAUGUGGUCGAAUUCAAUCCACAGCGUGACACUGUUGAUGGGAUGACUGCGAUGGUUGCUGCCAAACUUGUAAGAGAACUCACCGCAAAGAUAUCCAAAUGAUAAAUCUCACAUUUUUGUUUGAUCAUCAAAGUCCAAUUAUAGAAAAUGCUCACCUUGGAUUAUAAUUACUAUUAUAAAAGUUAGAUAUAAGUAGUAAUUUAGACUUCUUAAUCUUUCAAAAUGGUGUUUCUUUUUUUAAAAUAGUAGUAUCAAAUAAAUCAUUUUUUGUAUCAAUUUUUGAGUCACUGAACUGAAGUGUUGCAUAUGUCAAAAUAGAUCUUGGGAAUUGUCAUUUUUUGAA
This is a messenger RNA of Mercurialis annua (annual mercury), 1482 nucleotides long. RefSeq names its product arginase 1, mitochondrial. The transcript has 7 exons. Gene Ontology annotation, molecular function: metal ion binding; agmatinase activity. The record is from RefSeq and is a predicted model, not a curated record. Lineage: Eukaryota; Viridiplantae; Streptophyta; Magnoliopsida; Malpighiales; Euphorbiaceae. Bases 225 to 1241 code for a protein of 338 amino acids.